This is a messenger RNA of Beta vulgaris subsp. vulgaris (sugar beet), 354 nucleotides long. Its product is annotated as calcium-binding protein PBP1. NCBI's taxonomy places the organism in Eukaryota, Viridiplantae, Streptophyta, Magnoliopsida, Caryophyllales, Amaranthaceae. Gene Ontology annotation, molecular function: calcium ion binding. The transcript has a single exon. Bases 1 to 354 code for a protein of 117 amino acids. The record is from RefSeq and is a predicted model, not a curated record.
AUGGCUGCUAAUCAGAGCAAAAACAAUUCGGUUGUUUUCGAGGAUUUCUUACCGAUGAUGGUGGAGAAGCUCGGCGAAGAAGGGUUCAUGGAGGAGUUAUGCAACGGGUUUCGACUUCUAAUGGAUGAACAUAAGGGGAUGAUAACGUUUGAGAGCUUAAAGAGGAAUUUGGGUGUUUUAGGACUGAAGGGAAUGAGUGAUGAAGAAGUAGGAGAAAUGUUGCAAGAAGGAGAUUUGGAUAGAGAUGGAUGUUUAAACCAAAUGGAGUUUUGUGUUUUGAUGUUUAGGUUAAGCCCUGGCUUGAUGGAUUCUUCAAUGAGGUGGCUUCAACAAGCUAUUGGUAAAAAAUGUUAA